ACCGCCAGACCCGAUCUGCAGAGCGGCCCUGCAGCAUCUGCGCCAGCGCAUCUCUCAAAAAAUGGAUAUCUGGCCCUACUCCGUCGACCUCGGUCGGGACUAUGAGGUUGAGGAGAGUGAUGUUGCACUCGACACAUUCGAGACGGCACAGAAGGAGCGUCUCUGGACCCGGCCCAUGAUCCAGUGGUCCCCAGAUAUUGUCACAAACGACAAGGAUCCCCGCAAACUCAAGAUAUCUCGAGCUCUGAUUGGAACAUAUGGCGCUGGACAGCUGUAUCUUCGCUCCAGAUAUCCUAACGUUCGGGUCGUGGGCCACAUUUUGGCUCCGUUUGCUGAUACAACUGGGGGCUCUUUCGACCGAAGUAGGAUUUCAAACCGGAGCUGCCCAAUACUUGUGCCUGAAGACGAGAUUGGCACUCUUGUUGUGGCAAUUGGAUACGAGGUCCCACCAGAGCACGCCUUUGAAUGGACCAAGGUUUUCUUUGAGCACAUCGAAGCAGAGAGAUACGUGCUUUUGGGAUCCUUUGGAAUCACCGAGUAUCAGUCCGCUGAUGCCGAUAUGGAGAACGUGAGCCCACCUCUGCUCAGGGGGUUGGAUACCUUGCAUCAGUUGCCGAACGAGAUCCAGCACCUAGAAUCACCAAACAUUGCAUCAGGAGUCAUUGCCGCUGCGCUGGCUCAUUGCAUCGCACGCCGACAGCACGCAACGGCUCUGCUGAGCCUCGAAGAAAGCAGCAUGGGAAGCAGCGUUGCGACCAUUGAAACCCUCACAGCGCUUCAUGAGGGUCUCAAUCGCAUCGCGGGUCAAGCUGCAAAGCUUGGGGUUGAUGUAUUGGCGCAGCAACUGCGAGAGCAUUUGCGUCUGGGGCAUGGAAAGACUCUGUUGUAUAUUUGAACCUGGCGGCGUCGGAAGAUGCCGGCGCGUUCGCCUGCGGCAGUUGGCAUAUCGAAUAUCGAACAGCGAGCAUUUGCAUCA
Messenger RNA from Polychytrium aggregatum, 976 nucleotides. RefSeq lists its product as uncharacterized. The record is from RefSeq and is a predicted model, not a curated record. Gene Ontology annotation, biological process: proteasome core complex assembly. Gene Ontology annotation, molecular function: proteasome binding. The transcript is spliced from 7 exons. Lineage: Eukaryota; Fungi; Chytridiomycota; Chytridiomycetes; Polychytriales. Gene Ontology annotation, cellular component: endoplasmic reticulum. The coding region runs from base 62 to 895 and encodes 277 amino acids.